AUGAUAUCAGUGACCAGACCAAUGUUAGAUGAAGAAAGAAUUUGUCUGGCUGAUAAAGAAAUGGGGAGGCAUGAUACAAAGAUCGCUCAUGAACCAAAGGUUAUAUACCAGCAAUGUUCUAGCUCAUUUGAUGAUGUUGUGAGGCGUAGAAGAUCUAAAUCUCCUUCUCCCAAAAGAACAACAAUACCAGCAACAUCAACAACACUGAGGACAGCAUUUAAAUCAACUGUCACAAUUCCAGGAACAACAGCAGAAAUCACGAGCAAUAGUGCUAUAACAAAAACAGCAGCCAUUGUAACAAGGACAGCAACAACUCAAACAACAUCAACACCAAAUGAUGACACAACAACGUGGAAAACAGUCAGAAAUCUCACCACAGAAUCCCGAACAGCCAUGAUGAACAGAGUGGGACAACAAGACUCGACAUGCCUACAUGUUGUACUAAUUCCUACACUUUUGGGUCUAGGAAUCAUCGUUACUCUUGUUUUUUGUUUGGUGUACAAAGCUAGAGUAAGAAAUUAUAUGAGACACGUUUUAAAUAUGCAUUGGAAAAACAAAACAGGAAUUCCUAAUUUUGCUACCUUAAAUGAAGAAGAGGAGAAAAGUCAGAAUCCUUACGAUACUGCUGCAUAUUCUGUUGUUAAAAACCUUGUUUCACCACUUCCGGCGAACAUGCCUAGUCAACAGGAAACAGUUCCGCAGGAUGAAUGCUACAGUGCGCUAGAUAGACGAAAUGAAAGAUCUGAAACAAACACAAUUACAUGUAAUAACAAUAAUUAUGAUUCGUUGAAUCAAUCAAAUCAACCACCAAUGAUCAGUAACAACGUUUACAGCAGUAUGGAUCCAGCUUUCAGAGGUACAGAAGCAGUACUGUCAAAUACAUAUGGUGUUUAUCAAUAAUCUGGGAGCUGUUUUAAAGUUUGAUUCCAUAAAUUUGCAGUGGUCGUGUCAUCGAAGCUGAUAGGUCAAUAUACCAGUUUCAAAAUAAAACAAAUAAAAUGUUAAAACAGAAAGAGUGAAAAAAAAAACGAAAAACCACAUAAAUUGAAAAACAAACUCUUAUCCCCGGAUUUGUAUUUAAUAUAGCAUUUCAUAUUACGCAUAAACUGGAAAAAGUUUAAACUUAUAUGCGAUAAAAUCUCUUUGUAAGCUCAGAGCUGUGUGGAGAUUUUAGAAAGAGAAAGCAUGAGUAAACAAUUGAUGGGAAAUGUGGUCCUUUUUUAGUGUCCUUUGAUGACAGUUACUCUGUAUUUUCUUUGUGAUAUUUUUGCUAAAAAUAUACUACAAUAACAUCAUUAAAGACUACUAACCCCUGA
This is a messenger RNA of Saccostrea echinata, 1316 nucleotides long. RefSeq lists its product as uncharacterized. The record is from RefSeq and is a predicted model, not a curated record. Lineage: Eukaryota; Metazoa; Mollusca; Bivalvia; Ostreida; Ostreidae. Bases 1 to 900 code for a protein of 299 amino acids. The transcript has 4 exons.